GGCAGCGCCGAGCCCCGUGGAGCGGCAUGGCCGGGGGCCGGGGGAGCCGCCGCCCGGCCCUGCCCGCAGCCCUGGGGCUCUGCCUGUCCCUCUGCCUGUCCCUCUGCCUGUCCCUCUGCCUGUCCCUCUGCCUGCUGCCGCCGCCCGCCGCCGCCUGGAGCCCGGCCCUGCUGCCGCCCGCCGCCCGCAGCAACUGGUGCUCCUACACGGUGACACGGACGGUGUCGUGCCACAUCCAGAACGGCACCUUCCUCCAGAGGGUCUUCCAGGGCUGCCGCUGGCCCCUGGCCUGCAGCGGGGGCAGCUACCGCGCCGUGGUGCGGCCGCUCUACAGGGUGACCUACAGGACACUGACAGCGCUGGAGUGGCGCUGCUGCCCCGGACACGCCGGUGCCAGCUGCGAGCAAGGAGGCGAUGCCCCCCGGGGGGGUCCCCCCGUGCUGACCCCCCUUUCCUCGGCAGAGGCUCUCACCUCCCUCACCCUGCGGGACCCCGGGCGCCCCAGCGCCGCCCCCCGCCGGCCCCCCCUGCACCCCACGUCCUUCUCAGGGUGCCUGAACUGCAGCCGUGUCGGGGAGCUGACAGCCCGGCUCGCCUCCCUCGAGGCGCAGGUGGCCCGGCUGGCGGUGGCCGAGCCCCCCGUGCCCGCAGCGCCCAAAGGCAGCAGCCCGGGCAGGGGACCCCCGGCCGGGCAGCUCUGGGGGUCCCCGGCCGCCCGCGGGAGCCCCGGGGAUGACGGGAGACCCGGCUGGAGGGGACCCCCCGGCCCCAAGGGCGACGCGGGAGGACGGGGACCCUCGGGAAUCCCCGGGGUGAAGGGUCCAGCGGGGCCACCAGGUCCCCCCGGGCCCCCAGGACCGCCCGGCCGGGACGGAGCCAGGGGGCUCCCUGGGGAGAAGGGGUCCCCCGGGCCCCCCGGCCCCCCGGGCCCCCCUGCCCCUGUGGGGCCGGCGAUUCCCCGGCUGGCCGAGCCCAGGGACCCCGUCCUCUCCAACACCUUCACCGAAGCCACCGGGAGCGUCACGGGUCCCGUGGGACCCCCCGGACCCGCGGGGCCGAUGGGGCAGAGCAGGAGCGCCCGGAGCCCCCGGGGAGAAGGGGGACAGGGGUCCCCAGGGCCACCCGGGCAGCCGCGGGCAGGACGGGGCGCAGGGCGAGCCGGGCCCCCGCGGCGAGCCGGGCGAGAGGGGCACUUGGGGGGAGGGUUUGCACCAGCUCCGCGAGGCGCUCAAGAUUUUAGCCGAGAGGGUUUUAAUCUUGGAAACAAUGAUUGGGCUCUACGAGGCCGAGCCCGGCUCGGGCAGCGGUGCCCCCGGCACGGCGACCCCCGGGGGGCCCCGCGGCAGGCGGGGCAGCGGCCGCCCCCCGUACCGCACGGUCACCGCCCGCCGCCGCGCCCCCCCCGAGCCGUGACGGGGACGGGGACAUCACCGCGGCCACCCCGCCGUGCCACCCUGGGGAGCAGGCCCGGGUCACCCCCGUGCCCCCUCUUGGUGCUACUGGUGGCACGGCACCGCCCCCGCACGACGCUUCGCCCCCGCCGCUGCUCGGGCCCCGGGAGCGCCGGGGCUGUCCCCAAGGCCACUCCUGUCCCCCCGCCGUGGGGCAGCUCCGGGGGGACGGGCUCUGUCCCACCCCCGCCGGGGGAGGGAUUGGGGGGCCGGAGGUGGGGACCCCCGGGCGGGGACCCCGCUGCGCCGCGCGCUUCGCUGCUUUGGGACCCCAGGGCAUUAAAUGUCCCCAAACCCGCGUGCUGUGGGGUCACUUGGGGCGCCAGGGACAUCCCAGGGGACACCGGCACCGAGGGCACGGGGUAAGGGAUG
Molecule: messenger RNA, 1823 nt
Organism: Passer domesticus (house sparrow)
Lineage: Eukaryota; Metazoa; Chordata; Aves; Passeriformes; Passeridae
Gene: EMID1
Product: EMI domain containing 1
Exons: 14
Coding region: 27-1817 (596 amino acids)
Biological process (GO): phagocytosis, recognition
Molecular function (GO): pattern recognition receptor activity; protein binding; low-density lipoprotein particle binding
Source: RefSeq, a predicted model, not a curated record